GGUGGCAGCGGCCACAGAGUGCAGAGUGCGGGCUUGGGGGCCAGGCCCUGCCGAGGGCAGGGAAAGUUACCUUUUCUUUCCCGAAGGUGCCGAUAGAGCCGGUGGCUGAGCGACAAGAUGAAUUUCCUCCGCGGGGUAAUGGGGGGUCAGAGUGCCGGACCCCAGCACACAGAAGCCGAGACGAUUCAAAAGCUUUGUGACAGAGUUGCUUCAUCUACUUUGCUGGAUGACCGAAGAAAUGCUGUUCGUGCUCUCAAAUCAUUAUCUAAGAAAUACCGCUUGGAAGUAGGUAUACAAGCUAUGGAACAUCUUAUCCAUGUUUUACAAACAGAUCGUUCGGAUUCUGAAAUAAUAGGUUAUGCUUUGGACACACUGUAUAAUAUAAUAUCUAAUGAUGAAGAAGAAGAAGUAGAUGAUGUUGAAGAAGAAAAUUCCACAAGACAGAGUGAAGAUUUGGGAAGCCAGUUUACAGAAAUUUUCAUUAAGCAGCCGGAAAAUGUUACUCUCCUAUUAUCUUUAUUGGAGGAGUUUGAUUUCCACGUCCGCUGGCCUGGUGUGAAGCUUCUUACUUCUCUUUUAAAACAGCUAGGGCCUCAGGUGCAGCAAAUCAUUUUAGUCAGUCCCAUGGGUGUUUCGAGAUUGAUGGACUUAUUAGCAGAUUCCAGGGAAGUUAUACGUAAUGACGGUGUGUUACUACUACAGGCACUAACAAGAAGCAAUGGAGCCAUCCAGAAAAUUGUUGCUUUUGAAAAUGCUUUUGAGAGACUACUGGACAUUAUUACAGAGGAGGGGAACAGUGAUGGAGGCAUAGUAGUGGAAGAUUGUCUGAUUUUGCUCCAAAACUUGUUAAAAAACAACAAUUCCAAUCAAAAUUUUUUUAAAGAAGGCUCAUAUAUUCAACGUAUGAAACCUUGGUUUGAUGUUGGCGAUGAAAAUUCUGGCUGGUCUGCACAGAAAGUGACUAAUCUGCACGUAAUGCUACAGCUGGUUCGUGUGCUGGUAUCUCCCACCAACCCUCCGGGUGCUACCAGUAGCUGCCAGAAAGCUAUGUUCCAGUGUGGCUUACUGCAGCAACUUUGCACUAUCCUAAUGGCCACUGGAGUGCCUGCUGAUAUCCUGACUGAGACCAUUAAUACUGUGUCAGAAGUUAUUCGAGGCUACCAAGUAAACCAAGACUACUUUGCUUCUGUAAAUGCACCUUCAAACCCACCAAGACCGGCAAUCGUGGUACUUCUCAUGUCCAUGGUUAACGAAAGGCAGCCGUUUGUAUUGCGCUGUGCCGUUCUCUACUGUUUCCAAUGUUUCUUAUAUAAAAACCAAAAAGGACAAGGAGAAAUUGUGUCAACGCUUCUACCUUCCACUAUUGAUGCAACAGGUAAUUCAGUCUCAGCUGGUCAGUUAUUAUGCGGAGGUUUAUUUUCUACUGAUUCACUUUCAAACUGGUGUGCUGCUGUGGCCCUUGCCCAUGCUUUGCAAGAAAAUGCUACCCAGAAAGAACAGUUGCUCAGGGUUCAACUUGCUACAAGUAUCGGCAACCCUCCAGUUUCUUUAUUGCAACAGUGCACCAACAUCCUUUCACAGGGUGAUAAGAUCGACAGACGGGGAAGCAAAAUACAGACAAGAGUUGGGUUACUAAUGUUGCUUUGUACCUGGUUAAGCAACUGCCCCAUUGCUGUAACGCAUUUUCUUCACAAUUCAGCCAAUGUUCCAUUUCUUACGGGACAAAUUGCAGAAAAUCUUGGCGAGGAAGAGCAGUUGGUACAAGGCUUAUGUGCCCUUCUGUUGGGCAUUUCGAUUUACUUCAAUGAUAACUCACUUGAGAGCUACAUGAAAGAGAAACUAAAACAACUAAUAGAGAAGAGGAUUGGCAAAGAAAACUUCAUAGAGAAACUAGGAUUUAUUAGCAAACAUGAGUUGUAUUCCAGAGCAUCUCAGAAACCGCAGCCAAACUUCCCCAGUCCAGAAUACAUGAUAUUUGAUCAUGAGUUUACGAAGCUGGUAAAAGAACUUGAAGGUGUGAUAACUAAGGCUAUUUAUAAGUCCAGUGAAGAGGAUAAAAAAGAAGAAGAAGUGAAAAAAACAUUAGAACAGCAUGACAGUAUUGUGACUCACUACAAAAACAUGAUUCGAGAGCAAGAUCUGCAGCUUGAGGAAUUAAAGCAGCAAAUUUCUACGUUAAAAUGUCAAAAUGAACAGCUCCAGACAGCAGUCACACAGCAAGUAUCUCAGAUUCAGCAACACAAAGAUCAGUAUAAUCUUCUUAAAGUACAGCUAGGAAAAGAUAAUCCGCAUCAAGGUUCUUACAGUGACGCGACUCAGAUGAAUGGCAUUCAGCCAGAAGAAGUUGGGAGGUUACGAGAAGAGAUAAAAGAAUUAAAAAGUAAUCAGGAGCUUUUACAAAGCCAGCUGGCUGAAAAGGACUCUCUGAUUGAAAAUUUGAAAUCUUCCCAAGCAUCACCUGGCACAAAUGAACAGUCUUCAGCAACAGCUUCUGCUCAAGAUUCUGAACAAAUUGCAGAAUUAAAACAGGAACUGGCAACAUUAAAGUCUCAGUUAAACUCACAAUCUGUGGAGAUCACCAAACUGCAGACAGAAAAGCAGGAGCUGUUACAGAAAACAGAAACAUUUGCAAAACCAGCCCCUGUACCAGGAGAGAGUGAAGCUGUAGCAGCUGCAAAGACGACGGACGUGGAAGGAAGACUAUCAGCAUUAUUACAGGAAACGAAAGAAUUAAAGAAUGAAAUUAAAGCUUUGUCUGAGGAAAGAGCUGCUAUUAAAGAGCAGCUGGAUGCAUCUAACAGCACCAUUGCCAUUUUACAAAAUGAGAAAAACAAACUUGAGGUGGAUGUUACAGAUUCUAAAAAAGAGCAAGAUGAUCUGUUGGUGCUGUUGGCUGAUCAGGAUCAGAAAAUAUUUUCAUUAAAGAAUAAACUCAAGGAACUUGGUCACCCGGUUGAAGAAGAGGAUGAACUUGAAUCCGGAGACCAGGAUGAUGAGGAAGACGAAGAUGAAGAUAAUGGCAAGGACCAGGGUCCUAUCUAGCUUUAAAUCUCUAGGAAUGGUAGAGACUAUAUUGUAACUUUGAA
This is a messenger RNA of Puma concolor (puma), 3086 nucleotides long. NCBI's taxonomy places the organism in Eukaryota, Metazoa, Chordata, Mammalia, Carnivora, Felidae. The record is from RefSeq and is a predicted model, not a curated record.